Molecule: messenger RNA, 1252 nt
Organism: Aspergillus novofumigatus IBT 16806
Lineage: Eukaryota; Fungi; Ascomycota; Eurotiomycetes; Eurotiales; Aspergillaceae
Exons: 2
Coding region: 395-1234 (279 amino acids)
Cellular component (GO): mitochondrion
Source: RefSeq, a predicted model, not a curated record
UGCAAUCAAUAAUGUUCAUGAUCGUUUGAAGGAGGCAGGACCGCCAGAGGUCGCCUGGCGCAUGAGGGCAUAAUAAGGCAGUGUCCUCAAAGGGCCCAAGCUUUUAUCCGAUCUAUGAGCUCAACCAGAUCCUUCCUCAUUGGCUAAGAUACUACUAUUGAAGCAUCCGCGCAGUUUGAUCCUCAGUAUGGAUUUGUCUGACAGCAACGUCCUGGCUGCAGACUCGAAUCCAAGAGCUUCAUACUUGUGGGUAAUCACCUCAGGAUCACUGAUGCUAUCUAGUGCUUGUUAGGUUCGCCGCUAGCAUGUCAGAUACUUUUGCAGAAGCCUUCUAGAAACUAGCACUAGUGUAUAAGUGACGGCUUUUCUUGCACCUCCCAACUAAUUGCCCAUUAUGAGUGCCGCUGCUCUUGUGAAGGGCCUAAGGGCAGCAUUCGAAAGCUCCUUAGUGAAAGAUCACAUGAUCCUAUCUGAGUCGUGUCAUUUCUUAUUUACUCUGCUUGUCUUUCAGGUCUGUCAUUUCGACUCCAAUUGCCAUAAAUAUGGGGUUCCUCUCACGGUCUUCUUUUCGGACACGCGUUUUAUUGACGCGAACUAUGAGCUCAUGGAACGCGAAUCACAAUUUAUUCGAAUGUACUUCAGGCCGCUUCCUCAUUAUCAAAUAAGUUAUUUUGAAUUCGACGUGGAUGCCCUCGUCAGCGCUCUGUACUGUGCCACCAAGCGACCCGUCAGUGACCUGGCUUCCAUAUCAAAGCUAGCCGAAGGGGCCUUCAACCGCGUACUUCAAGCUACCUUCCACGACGGGUACGAGGUAAUCGUCAGAUUUCCAUACAGAACGACAGUUCCGAAACGGCUUGCUGCAGCGAGCGAAGCGGCUACGCUGGAUCUGCUUCGGCAUAAUGGUGUUCCAGUGCCAAAGGUGCUUGCGUAUUCUGCGGAUGAACCAAAUCCUGUCGGCGCGGAAUAUAUUAUGCUUGAGAAGCUUGAGGGAGUACCGCUAAGCGAACGAUGGUUCUCUAUGGAUAAUAAAAGUCGAGCGAAGAUAAUGAAACAGAUUGUGGAGGUGGAGAGGAGAGUUAUGAAGACCCCUCUCCCUGCGAGUGGAAGAUUGUUUUAUCGCAGAGCCCUGGCAGAGUCGCAAUUGAUCGUCCCAAUCCCUGGACAAUCCGAUCAGAUUGUCCUCGGUCCUACUGUGCAAUAUGAGUGGUGGUACCUGCGAGCGCAAUCUAUUUGAUGUUGACCGUGGCCCUUG